UGUUGUUUAGCCAAAAUGGCUGACUUGCGAGAAAGAAAGAAUGAAAACACAGAAAAAGAAAACGAAAAUACCAACGUAAAAACAAGUAAUACCGAAACAAAUACCCAACAAACAAAUACAAAUGCKACUAGUUAUUCUACAAAUCCAAAUUUUAAUCAAACGAUUGGUGACAAUUCGCUUGAAAACUGGAAUGCUUACUCGUACUGGUACAACGCKCAAUCUUACUACCAACAAUGCUACAUGAAUGCAUAUUACUAUUGGCAUUUCAUGGCUUCUCAAGGUUACCAGUAUGAUCCUAGUUUAGUUACACAAGUAGAUGAAGGCUYAACUCAAAGACAAGCACGGAAUGUUCAAGUCCAACCAAUUCGAUUUGAAGCUUGUGAUGCCAGAGUAAGCUCCAUACAGAAAAGAGUUUUUGCUGAAUUGAUAGAUUUCUUCUUCCUCUAUUUCACUAAAUUCCUGAUGUUUGCAAUAUUUUAUAAUAGUAUCGACAAAUACACACAAUUACAGUAUUCUCUAAUAAUUGACGAGAACACCAACCUUAAAGACUUGGAGGAAAUACUUAUACAAGCUUUAGUGUACAGAUUCAUGGUGUUUGGAUAUGAGACAUUCUUUCUAGUUGGCGGUUUCUAUGGAGAGCUAGGAGGAUCCACGCCUGGUAAACAUAUAGUUGGUCUGUCUGUACUGGCAGUUGACAGAGUGGAUACCAUUGAGAAUAACGUUAUAGAUGGAGAAAAAGUUAGGAUCUCACCAGCUGAAAAUCCUGGUUGGUGGAGAGCUGGGGUUCGAGCACUGGUCAAGAAUUUCUCAAUGACCUUUUUGUUUCCUGUGUUUCUUACAAUAUUCUUCUUCAAUAACAACCGGACAAUCUAUGACAUAAUAGCAGGGACUAUUGUYGUAGACAAGAAAUCUAUAAAGACACAGCAACAACAGCAAUGAGAYGUGUAAAUAUUAUUAAAAACAGUUCUCAACUCAUCUACUAGAAGUGGAGUUUUUUUAACACCUUUAAAAGUAAGAAAGAAGGAACAACUGCCUUAGUUAGCAAGCUGUUUUGUUCUCUCUUUUCAACAAAGUUAAAAGAAAAAUGCUGCUUGGAGGACAUUUUCAACAUGCAUGGAGCCAAAACAUUACUUAAAGUUCAACCAGCUCAGUAAGGUUAAGUGUUGAGUAAAAWUCCCACCAUAUUCUGUUGGACAAAAGGCCUAAAGCUUAAAAAAAGAUUCUAAAAGCUUUUUAAUUUUUCUUGGCUGUGUCCAGGUGUUGUCCAUGUAAAAAGUAAUUUUAAAUGAUUCUAAUAAAUUAUAUAAUUGUACACCAGAGUGAUUUUCAGUCAACCAUGAACAAAGCAUAAUAGAACGAUUUCACAUAAGCGGAUAAAAAAUCCUAGUGAGAAUCAAUUUAUGCUAAUACACAUUACACAAUAUUAAACGGCGAAAAAACAAGGAUAUUGAUGAACGCUUUACUUAUUUGACGUACAGAUUUGUUGACGUUAAUUCUGUUUAUCUGUAACAUGUCUAAAACGACAACAAAAGCAGCAAAAAUUGCACAAAUAAAACAUUUGUUUGCUUUUACAAGCAUUCCAACGUGCACACUAAGGAAAAACACUUCGUAA
Messenger RNA from Exaiptasia diaphana, 1612 nucleotides. Its product is annotated as protein FAM8A1. Bases 16 to 939 code for a protein of 307 amino acids. The record is from RefSeq and is a predicted model, not a curated record. The transcript has 5 exons. Lineage: Eukaryota; Metazoa; Cnidaria; Anthozoa; Actiniaria; Aiptasiidae.